Molecule: messenger RNA, 486 nt
Organism: Umbelopsis ramanniana AG
Lineage: Eukaryota; Fungi; Mucoromycota; Umbelopsidomycetes; Umbelopsidales; Umbelopsidaceae
Exons: 2
Source: RefSeq, a predicted model, not a curated record
GAUAUUUCAGAUACGGAUAAAUGGAAUAUCAUUGAACAAAGUGGCGUUUUGAAACAAGUCGCUACUACUUCAUCGAUGGAAGAAGAUUCAGAUGCCACUACACUUGAUUUUGCACUACAAGCCAUAUUUCUAGCCCUACCAUUCAGCUUUUUGUUUGCCACAUUCGAGGUCACAGUCCAAGUCCAAUACAGUGAACCAUGGAGCUAUGGGCAAUUACCCUGGCGUAUGCUUCACGUUUUACCAGCGUUGAUACCACUGAUAUAUAUCACCAAUCGCUACAAGGCGACCCGGACGAUGCAAGCAUUGAUGGCGAUUUCAAGUCUUGUGGUGGGAGCUUUCUUAUUGUACACAGUUCAUAAAUCCCCCUCCAUGGGUCAAAUGCUACGCGCUCCUGGCCUUGCCACCAUCUGGAUCUACCUUAUUGUUCAGUUAGACCUCACCCCAGCUGUAGCUACCCUUGCCAUUGUAGGAGUUUAUUAUUACUAC